AUCUGCGCCUGCCUACCAGGCAACAUGUGCAUGCGCUCGGCGGGGAUGGGUCGCAUAGUCGGCAGGAGCAGAUCCAGGUUCCAGACCAGAAUCGUGUGAAUUGUUUGCCCGCCUCGUUGGUAGCACUGUUCACAGGUGGGCGGAGUGGUGGCGGGCGCGGGCGUAGCUCGAUAAUACAGUAUUCGUACGGCGCACAACAGCCACCAUCGUAGGCCACAGGCCCUGCAGCGCUAGAGCACUUCCAGCUAAAGAGCCGCCGCCAACAACAACAGGUUUUGUGUGCGUCGGAGACGCGGUUUAGGCGCAGCGGUGAGGCAAAGUGAGCAGUCACCGGUUAGGUCGUGUGGCGGACCAACCUCCGGCGCGAUGCAGAGAGGGGGAGACUAAGCCUGCGUAUGGAGAUGGCGCAGCCAUCGAGCCGGCCGCCUCGGACGGUGACCGCGACGAGCGAGACGUCCGUGGACGGACUCGGCCAACAUGGGGCGGAGACAUGCCCGCUGUGCGAGCUUCCCGAUGUGCCCUUCCUGCACAUCUUCUCUUACCUGCGGAACGAGGACGGCGAGAGCCUCUUCGCCGUCGCACAGGCCUGCCCGCGGGUGUCUGCGUUUCCGUCCUUGUGGGACGGGAAAAAAGUCAACCUGGGCACUUCGCCGCGUUACUUCAAGACCUCCAUCGAAAACCUCCUGAAAGCACUCCGGGCUGCUAGGCGCGUCUCCUUUUUUCUGUCCGAGUCGAUGUGGUCGAUGUCGAAUAUCGAGCAGGAGCGGGAGGACGAGCGCAGCCGGGGAGGAGAGGAACUAUCCAAAGACACUCAUUGUUACCCUCUGGCUCACGUAGACGAGGUCAUACAAGCUCGAAGCUUAGCCCUGCUACGAGUUGCGCCACCCGUUGACACGUUGGUGUUGAGUAAUUUGUGUCAAGAGAGUACUAGUAUCCUUAGAACCUAUACUUAUUUUGAGACAUACGCGGAGUUCAGAAGCUACAGUUCUUCUGGCUUCCUCCGGCUGUUCUUUAACCACCCGAUGGACAUCGCCAGCCUCAUUGAAAAGAUCGGUCCAACGCUGAAGCACCUCAAAAGUACAGUGGCCGUGCCCUUAGCCUCUCUGGACCACGCUCAGAACUUAGAGACUCUGGAUCUGAAUGUAGCUUCGAUACGCGUGGAAGCUUGGCCGCAGCCGAAAUACACUAUAACCAGCUUGCUCGCAGUCGCUUCGCUUUCCCUGCCUAGGCUGCACACCGUGCGACUAGGCUACGACACGGACACGGCCUCUCUCGACCUCGAUGAGGCCCUCCACUCUGCCGAGCUGCUGCUGCUGGCCCUGUUCGCACACUGCGACCAGGUGCGCUGCGUGGCGCUGUGCUCGCCCGACGUGAUGCCGCUCCUGGACGCCUGUCCAGCUGACCUCCAGCGGUUAUCUAUCUGCUGGCCAGCCCCGGGCUUGGCCGCGAGACUCGGGCGCAUGCAGGGCCUGAAGGACCUCACUAUCAAACUGGACGAUGAUGAGGAUGAUGAGUUGGAGUCCCUGCUGCGGGCGUGCUCCGGGCCGCUGGAGCGCCUCGAGCUAGUCGGGAUGUGCCGAGGCGAGACCGUGCGCGCCGUCCGGGCGGCUGGGCUCACCAGCCUCACCAGCCUCGUUCUUAGUAGCUGGGACCCCCCAGACCUGCGUCACGUCGCGCUGGCCCUCUCCGGUCUGCCCAGGCUGCGCCUUCUCGACCUGGAGAACUUCUCGCUCUCACCCGAGGUGGUGCGGGAUGUCGUCCUCGCCGCCAUCGCCACCCUCGAGCUCCUCAUCAUAGACGACACCCGAGAGCCGGAGCUGGUGACGGCAGUCAAGGAGCUGGUGACGGUAGUCAAGGAGCUCCACGUCGGGCUGCGGCUGUUUGUCCGCGACAACGCAUACACGCUGUUCUUCCGGCACUCCGCCGCCGAGUCCGAGUGCGCGCUGUGCGCCGAGUUCGCCGCAACUGUGGGCUCCAAAGGAGACGAGCGCUCUGCGCGAAUCGAGAAAUGUGACGUGGCCGAGUAGGCUCCUUGUAACCCAGAAAGAAAUAAGUGCUUCAAAUGUUUAUUGUUUUUACCGAAUAAAGUUAAUUUGAGAACAUUCAUAA
Molecule: messenger RNA, 2109 nt
Organism: Frankliniella occidentalis (western flower thrips)
Lineage: Eukaryota; Metazoa; Arthropoda; Insecta; Thysanoptera; Thripidae
Exons: 8
Coding region: 396-2027 (543 amino acids)
Source: RefSeq, a predicted model, not a curated record